Molecule: messenger RNA, 1848 nt
Organism: Boeremia exigua
Lineage: Eukaryota; Fungi; Ascomycota; Dothideomycetes; Pleosporales; Didymellaceae
Product: major facilitator superfamily-domain-containing protein
Exons: 3
Coding region: 180-1826 (548 amino acids)
Biological process (GO): transmembrane transport
Cellular component (GO): membrane
Molecular function (GO): transmembrane transporter activity
Source: RefSeq, a predicted model, not a curated record
GAAAGCUGAUUCGGAAAUAUAGUCUGUUGAUAGUCGUUGACAAAGCCCCAUCUCCUCCACAUCGAAUAAAAUGGCCACAACUUCAGGAAGUAUUUCCAACGACUUUCCACGACUACCAAUCGAGAGACGACAGGAACGUCGCAAGCAAAGCGAAAAAGUGACCUGAGGGCAGCGCAAUCAUGUUCUACGACGAUAAAUCUGCCAUAACCGACUCAGAUGGCCCUUCACCACCAAAAGAAGAGACGUCACGCACGCCAUCAUCACUCAGUUUGUCCAACUCAGAUCUCUCUCGCCAGCCAACACGUGUAUCGAAACAACAUCCCAAAGAUGACGGCGAUCUGGAAUUAGCACGAACCAAGUCCAUUGCGCAAACGAUGUCACCAUUACGCGAGUUCCUGUUCGUUGGCUUGCUUUGCUCUGCUCAAUUCGUAACACAGGCCGGACUAGUCAACACCUUGAACAUCCUGCACAUCAUCGGGAACGAUCUCGGAAUCACCGAUCCUGGCGUGCUAUCAUGGCUCAUCGCAGGCUACUCGCUCACUGUUGGAACCUUCAUCUUGUUAUCUGGCCGAUGUGGUGACCUGUUCGGGUACAAGCCCAUGGUGAUCAUAGGGUUCGGCUGGUUCGCGAUCUGGAACGUCGUGGCUGGGUGCAGCGUGUAUGUAUCAGGAAACGGCGGUCAGGUUCUCUUCAUCUUUGCAAGAGUUCUAAGCGGCAUUGGUCCAGCUAUUCUACUUCCGAACGCUUUGGGUCUAUUGGGUGCAACAUACGAUGAGGGACGUAGGAAAGACAUGGUCUUUUCACUAUUUGGCGCUUGCGCACCGAGUGGUGCUGUUGUUGGUGGAACCUUCGCUGGUCUUUGGUCCCUUCUCUGGUGGCCUUGGACGUUCUGGACAUUCGGCAUCGCUCUGGCUUGCCUCGGUGGCUUAUCAUGGUUCAUCUUGCCAGCUAUUCCUCUCAAAGAAGAGGAGCAAGAUCUUACGUUCGCACAAAGGAUACACGAGCUCGAUCUACUCGGUGCAACGGUGGGAAUCACAGCCAUGAUCUUGUUCAACUUUGCUUGGAAUCAGGCGCCAGGUUUUGGCUGGGAGCAGCCAUACGUCUACGCCAUGCUCAUCGUGGGGAUCUUACUCUUUCCUGUGUUCUUCUGGAUUGAACUCAAAGUGUCCAAGCACCCGCUCAUUCCAUUUGAUGUCCUCAGUAUAGACGUCACCUUCGUCAUGAUCUGCGAGAUGUGCGGAUGGGCAGCUUUUGGUAUCUUUAUAUACUACUUUAUCCAGAUUCUUCAACAGCUUCGAGGGACAUCGCCACUUCUUACGAUGGCGCAGAUCUGCCCUGUGACAAUCUCUGGAUUUGUUGCUGCCAUUACAACCGGUCACGUCAUCUCUCGAAUCGGCCCUGGCUGGGUCAUGUUCAUAUCGAUGUGCGCGUUCACGGUCGGCAGCAUUAUCAUUGCAACUAUGCCUCCACAUCAGAUCUACUGGGCGCAGUCAUUCGUUGUCACUCUGAUCAUCCCCUGGGGCAUGGACAUGAGCUUCCCAGCUGGUACGCUCAUAAUGAGUAACGCCGUCGAAAAGCGCCAUCAAGGCAUGGCAGCCAGUCUGGUCAAUACAGUAGUCAACUACAGCAUUAGUAUUGGAGUUGGCAUCGCAGGAACAGUAGAGAUGCACGUCAACAAUGGUGGUUUGAGCGAGGAAGACGAGCUCAGAGGGUAUCGCGCUGCAAUGUAUCUUGGUAUUGGGUUUGGAGUAAUGGGGGUCUUGACUAGUGUGCUAUUUUUGCUCAAGAUGCAUACGCGCGAGAAGCAAAUGACGAACUCAAGAUGAAAGGAGGCUUGGGAAUGUUAAG